UUAGUACAAGUCAGACAACGCACGGCAUAAGUUGUGCGUUUAUAAUUUCUAUAAUAAACUGGCAAGUACAAUAAACAUCUUAAUAAAACCCAUUUUCGUUGUAGUUACCGAACUAUCGCAAUAGAAUAAACACGAGCAAAUUUUAAAAUAAUAUUAAUCAAUUUUUUAAAUAGACUGUCAGUCAAAAAGUGUAAAAAUGAAUUCAGAGAUAACAAAUAAACCGAUCGGUCUAAAGUUAAGAGUGGUACAUUCUGUGCGUUUAGCGAUUGCAGCCGUGGCUAGGUUCUUCUUUACUUUAUAUUACGGCGCAGAAGGGGAGAAGUUACCUCCCAUAACAGAUGACAUCCUUAAGUUACCGGCUGUUGAAGUUGCUAAGAAAAUUAGACGAAAAGAGAUCUCUAGUGUGGAAGUUGUAGAAACAUGUAUUCGGCGUAUACGUGACAUUAACAGCGCACUCAACUGUUUUGUUGAGGAUCGUUUUAAUUUGGCUCUUAAAGAGGCCAAAGAGGCAGAUGACCUUGUCAGUAGUGGAACUAAAACAGAACAGCAACUAGCGCAAGACGUACCAUUUUUAGGCGUCCCUUUUACAACUAAAGACUGUAUUGGAGUAAAAGGACUACAUCUAACAGCAGGUGUGGUAUUACGGAAGGACACAAUCGCCGAGGAAGACGCUGACGUUAUAAAACUGUUACGUAACAAAGGUGCCAUCAUUAUUGGACUUACAAACGUUCCUGAACUUUGCAUGUGGUGGGAGACUCACAAUCAUAUACAUGGAAGGACCAAUAACCCCUACAAUACGACGCGGAUAGUUGGAGGUUCUUCAGGUGGCGAGGGAUGUAUUCAAGCAGCGGCUGGCAGUAUAUUUGGAAUCGGUUCCGACAUUGGGGGCUCCAUUAGAAUGCCAGCAUAUUUCAAUGGCAUUUUCGGACACAAGCCAUCCAGGAAUAUCGUUUCCAACUCAGGCCAAUAUCCCAUACCUCAGACAGAGCUGCUCAAUUCAUUUUUGGGUAUCGGUCCAAUGACAAGACAUGCAGUGGAUUUAAAGCCUCUUUUAAACAUAAUGGCUGGAGAUAACAGUAAGAAAUUAAAUUUAGAUGCUAAAGUCGAUGUUGGAAAAUUAAAGGUUUACUAUCAAUUCAGCAACGAUGCCCCAUUAACGGACCCCGUGGAUCCUGAGAUCAUCGCAGCCAUGAAGAAAGUCGUAGAGUUUUUAAACGUUAAACAUCAAAUGAAACCAGUAGAAAUAAAGAUACAACAACUAAGACAAUCUAUCGCUAUUUGGCUAGCGAAUAUGAAGAACGAGAAGAAAUUCGGAUAUUUUAUUAUGAAAAAUGAUAGCAUAUACUCAAUAUGCAAGGAGAUAUUUAAAAAUAUUAUCGGUUGUUCGGGAAACACAUUGAUAGCUCUAGUCACAGCACUAUUUGAUUAUAGUGGUCCUAAAAUUGGUGAUGACAAAUAUAACCAUUUCUUGAAAAAGCGUGAUGAAUUGGAACAAGUAUUUAAUGAUACGCUUGGUGAUGAUGGAGUACUUUUAUACCCAACCCAUCCAACCACAGCUCCGUACCACAAUGAGCCACUAUUUAGGCCGAUGAAUUUCUCAUACACAGCUAUCAUAAACUGUCUCGGAUUUCCAUCAACAACAGUACCUUUGGGACUGAGUAGGGACGGUCUGCCCAUUGGUAUUCAAGUAAUAGCAAAUCACAAUAAUGACAGAUUAUGUUUAGCUAUGGCUGAAGAGCUUGAUGCAGCAUUUGGAGGAUGGAGAGAACCUCAAAAGGCCUAAACAAUAAUUACAUUUAGGAAUAUGUCAGAUUAUUAUAAUAUUUACCUAUUUUUU
Messenger RNA from Papilio machaon (common yellow swallowtail), 1837 nucleotides. RefSeq names its product fatty-acid amide hydrolase 2-A. The record is from RefSeq and is a predicted model, not a curated record. The transcript has 6 exons. Bases 197 to 1783 code for a protein of 528 amino acids. NCBI's taxonomy places the organism in Eukaryota, Metazoa, Arthropoda, Insecta, Lepidoptera, Papilionidae.